Messenger RNA from Brassicogethes aeneus, 1561 nucleotides. The record is from the annotation of a GenBank genome assembly. NCBI's taxonomy places the organism in Eukaryota, Metazoa, Arthropoda, Insecta, Coleoptera, Nitidulidae.
CGCGGUCAGAUACAAGUGUUUUAAUUAUUAAGUGGCGUCGUACUUAACAUCGAACAAACAGGAAGCAUGAAAAUUGAUUUUAGCUUGGAGAAGUUGAUUUUCUUUUUGAGCCUUUGGAGUGUGGGAUGUGCCUCUUUGAACCCCAUUAUUUUAAUACCAGGUGACGGUGGGAAUCAAUUGGAGGCGAAGUUAAACCGCACAAAUGCCGUGCACUACAUUUGCGAAAAAGUCAGCGAUUAUUUUAACAUUUGGCUCAAUUUGGAGCUUCUCGUUCCACUGGUAAUUGAUUGUUGGAUUGAUAAUAUAAAACUCGAGUAUAAUAAUGUAACAAGAACCACGAAAAGCCCGGAUGGGGUGGAAAUUAGAGUGCCUGGGUUUGGAGGCACGGAAACUGUGGAAUGGUUGGAUCCUAGUCAUGCUUCAAGCGGAGCAUAUUUUAAAGAUAUUGUGAAUGUUUUGGUUAAUAAUGGUCAUGUAAGAAAUAAGACAAUUAAAGGGGCUCCUUAUGAUUUCAGAAGAGCACCUAAUGAAAAUCAGGAUUACUUUGUAAAACUGAAAAAACUGAUAGAAGAAACCUACGAAGAAAACGGCAAGGCACAAGUCAUUCUAUUGGCCCAUUCGAUGGGCAGCCUUAUGUCAUUGUAUUUUUUAAAUCAGCAAAGCCAAUAUUGGAAGGACACCUAUAUUAAAAACAUGGUAACACUUGCCGGAGUUUGGGGGGGAAGCAUGAAAGCUGUAAAAGUAUAUGCAAUAGGUGACGAUUUGGGAUCUUAUGCGUUAAGAGAGAGCGUUUUAAGAGCAGAACAAAUAUCAUCGCCCAGUUUAGCCUGGUUAUUGCCUUCCAAGCUGUACUGGAAACCUGACGAAGUUCUAGUGGAAACUGAGAAGAAGAACUUCACCGUCAACGAUCUCAAGGAGUUUUUCUACGACAUUUCAUUUCCUGAUGGAUGGGAAAUGAGGAAGGAUACUGAACCGUUUCAGUUGAACUUCAAGCCACCUGGCGUUGAAGUUCACUGUCUUUUUGGUGUUAAUGUUAAUACUGUUGAAAGAUUGAAAUAUAAGCCGCGCACAUGGUUGGACGGUUACCCGACCCUGGUCUAUGGAGACGGCGAUGGUACGGUUAACCGACGUUCUCUCGAGGGUUGCCUACACUGGAGGGGCUACCAGAAACAAAAAAUACACGCGACACCUUUCGACAAAGUCGAUCAUUUGCAGAUUUUAAGGGAUGCAAAUGUUUUGAAUUAUAUAGCAGCCUUAAUCAAUGACAUUUAAAACGUACAAAUUUAUUUAUUUUUGAACGUGUUUCAUCUGAAUUUAGGCAACAGGUUUCGGUUAGAGCUCAGCACGAAAAUACUCACUUUAUGGCUUAAUGACAUAAAUAACUAUUUUGCAGAAUCUUCGAGUUAUGAUAUAAAACUAACAAAAUUGAUUUUUACGGGAUUUACCAAAACUGCGGAGGAAAUUCGUCGCUGCUGAAUGACAUUGCGUCGUAAAAUGCAUUUUUUAUCUAAAUAAUCUCCAAAAAUGUUUUUUUUGGUCAAUCAAUUUUUCCGGAAAAUUU